This is a messenger RNA of Rhodamnia argentea, 570 nucleotides long. RefSeq names its product vesicle-associated protein 1-2-like. Gene Ontology annotation, cellular component: endoplasmic reticulum membrane; plasma membrane. The record is from RefSeq and is a predicted model, not a curated record. Gene Ontology annotation, biological process: endoplasmic reticulum membrane organization. Lineage: Eukaryota; Viridiplantae; Streptophyta; Magnoliopsida; Myrtales; Myrtaceae. The coding region runs from base 1 to 570 and encodes 189 amino acids. The transcript has 5 exons.
AUGAGUACCGGCGAUCUCCUCAGGAACGAACCUCAAGAGCUUCAGUUCCCUCUCGAGUUGAGGAAGCUGAUCUCUUGCUCUCUCCGGCUGUCGAAUGAGACCGACAACUACGUAGCUUUCGAGGUGAUGAGGACGAAUCAGGAGAAGUAUUGGGUCAGGCCUUGUACCGGAAUCGUGUUGCCUAGGUCUACCGGUGAUGUUAAAGUUACAAUGGACGCUCUAAUGGAAGCACCUCUUGACAUGCAGUGCAAGAUUAAGUUUCUCGUCCGAAGUGUAACUGCAAGUCCGGGGUCUGCCGCGAAGGAUAUCACGCGAGAAAUGGUAAUUGAAAUUAACCUAGCCGUACUUGUCGCUGUCGGAUACCAGUUCAACGAAGUACCGGGCCGAAAGGUAGAAGAGUGCAAGAUGAUGGUUGUUUAUGUGGCUCCCCCUCGACCUUCGUCCCAAGUUCGAGAAGGAUCUUCACCAGGAGCCUCCAUUUCAGACAGUAAAGACUUGAAUAACCUUGAAUUUACAGCUGUGAGUGCUCGAUAUAUCCUUGCUUCUAUUGUCAUCUGCAAUAAACCAUGA